AUGUCCCAUUUCACGCACCGGAAGGUCUCCCAAGUAAGCAAAACCUUGAAGCGCUAUGACACUGUCAGAGUUCCCCAUGAGAGGAAGAAAGAGAACAAGAAGCAUGAAGAGCCGCCUGAAGGCCCGGCCCAGCCUCCUGGUCAGCUGCUGGAGAACGGCGAGGGUGUCCAUAUCCUUGGGGACAAAACAGAGGACACAGGAGGUGACCAGUCUACUGAGGAAGGCCCUCCUCUCAGCAAAACAGAAGCACGAAAAGAUGCCAAAGGAACAGACUUGAAGCUGCCGACCCCCCUGAGACCUGUGUAUCCACUGUUCCUCUCGAGUCCGAGCUCCAAAGCUGUGGGACGAAGCUGGCAACUGUCUCCUCCCGCGGCAAAGAGCUUCCAAAUACACGACGGCCCUUUCCGGGACCUCCUGGACAUGAAGACGGAGAAGAGACUGGCCGGCUGGAAGGAGCGUCGCAGUCGCUACGGGGACAUCAACAUGCACAAGUACUACCAGCUCGGGCAGGUCUUCGCCCCUUUCCGGGCCCUCGCCACCAUGGAGAUGCGAAGGCUGGUAUUUCCCCAACACCUGCCCAUGAGUCUGCACAUGCACAAAAUGGGCAUUUCGUGCACCGACGAAAGGACUCUCCGAGACUUACCUUUGUCUUCCACAGAGCUGGGCUUGGGAAUGGAUGACAACACCCAUGAGAAAGAGAAAGCAGCGAGCCAUGUUAGAAUGCCUUUUUUCCCCCCAAUAGUUAAAGCGGAGUAA
Myotis davidii is the source of this 756-nucleotide messenger RNA. RefSeq lists its product as uncharacterized. The record is from RefSeq and is a predicted model, not a curated record. Lineage: Eukaryota; Metazoa; Chordata; Mammalia; Chiroptera; Vespertilionidae. The transcript is spliced from 6 exons. The coding region runs from base 1 to 756 and encodes 251 amino acids.